Molecule: messenger RNA, 240 nt
Organism: Serpula lacrymans var. lacrymans S7.9
Lineage: Eukaryota; Fungi; Basidiomycota; Agaricomycetes; Boletales; Serpulaceae
Exons: 1
Source: RefSeq, a predicted model, not a curated record
CUUGAUGACAAGCGUGCACAACUGACGUGGGCAGCAGACCUCGAACAAGAUUUUAUCGUGUCGAAGAAGGCUACAAUAACCCAUCCCAUUGGACGUGCGACUGUUACUUGGUUACAAUCGACCAGGGACCCGCAUCCUAUGGGAGUACGGGAAUCAAUCACCAGCGAAUCUAAAGCAAAAGGAGCGAGAAUGCAUCAAACCAAGACAAAACAAGAACGCCAGUGGGAAGCCAAGACAUAA